This is a messenger RNA of Gambusia affinis (western mosquitofish), 1813 nucleotides long. Its product is annotated as WD repeat domain phosphoinositide-interacting protein 1-like. The record is from RefSeq and is a predicted model, not a curated record. Gene Ontology annotation, biological process: protein lipidation; protein localization to phagophore assembly site; nucleophagy. Gene Ontology annotation, molecular function: protein binding; phosphatidylinositol-3-phosphate binding; phosphatidylinositol-3,5-bisphosphate binding. The transcript has 13 exons. The coding region runs from base 138 to 1760 and encodes 540 amino acids. Gene Ontology annotation, cellular component: phagophore assembly site membrane; cytosol; extrinsic component of membrane. NCBI's taxonomy places the organism in Eukaryota, Metazoa, Chordata, Actinopteri, Cyprinodontiformes, Poeciliidae.
AAAACAAUUCCUCGUGAUAAGACAGAAAGGUUAGUCGACCAAUCAGGCGUUAAUGCCUUCUUAAUAGGCAGUUCGUGGUUGAAGUUUAGACGAUUUAUCCACUCAUACGUCAGCGCAGAAAAUGUUGGCCAAUAGCAAUGCGAGAAGGAAGGGGGUUGACCUGUUGGAAUGAGCCAAUCGUUACGCGGCUGAUUGUGACGCAUCCUCCCAUCAGCUGUUUUUGUUUUUCUCAGAGAACACUGGAAGUUAAUAGCAGGAUAAUAACAGGAUUCCUGACUGGCUACGGCGAAACAUCUCAUUCUGGAGAGUGCGAGCGUGGCGCUUGGAGUCUGGACGCCGAGGAGGAGCAGCGGGCUCCGGCGGGGAUCGGCCCGAGCCAAAGGCCUUCAACCUCGGACAGCGAGACGACAGAGGUUCCGGUGGCUCGGAUGGAGACCCAAGAGGCGAUAUCGGAGGGCCCCGGACCGCACCGCCACUUCAUCUGCGCCUCGUUCAACCAGGACACCACCUCUCUGUCCGUGGGCACGAAGACGGGAUACCGGCUCUUCUCCGUCACAGCUGUGGACAAACUGGACUGUAUCCAUGAAGGAGUGGAGUGCCCAGACGUCUACAUCGUGGAGCGACUGUUCUCCAGCAGCCUGGUGGUGGUAGUCAGUCUCUCCAUGCCCCGUCGAAUGAACGUCUACCACUUCAAGAAGGGGACGGAAAUCUGCAACUACAGCUACUCCAACAACAUCCUAUCGGUGAAGCUGAACAGACAGCGACUCGUGGUGUGCCUGGAGGAGUCCAUCUACAUCCACAACAUCAGAGACAUGAAACUCCUCAAGACCCUGCUCAACACGCCGGUCAACCCAACAGGUCUGUGUGCGCUGUCCGUUAACCAUGGCACCUCCUACCUGGCUUACCCAGGCAGCGCCACCAUUGGAGAGAUCACGGUCUACGACGCCAACAACCUGAGCACGGUGACCCUGAUCCAGGCCCACGACAGCCCGCUGGCGGCCCUGGCGUUCAACGCCUCCGGCACAAAGCUGGCCAGCGCAUCUGAGAAGGGCACUGUUAUCAGAGUUUUCAGCAUCCCAGAGGGUCAGAAGUUGUUUGAAUUUCGUCGGGGGAUGAAAAGAUACGUUAGCAUCAGCUCUUUGUCGUUCAGCGCAGACGCUCAGUUCCUGUGCGCUUCCAGCAACACUGAGACUGUUCACAUCUUCAAACUGGAACAACACAGCCCCAGUCAAGAUGAGGAAUCUCCAACAUGGUCGACAUACGUGGGGAAAAUGUUCACAGCAGCCAGCACCUACCUACCCGCCCAUGUGUCUGACAUGAUGCACCAGGACCGCGCCUUCGCCACCGUACGGCUCAACAUGUUCGGCCUGAAGAACAUCUGUGCCCUGGCCACGAUUCAGAAGCUUCCACGGCUGCUGGUUGCGUCCUCUGAGGGUUACCUCUAUGUCUACAAUGUAGAUCCGCAGGAGGGAGGCGAGUGUGCCCUUGUUCAUAAACACAGACUCUUUGAAUCAGAGGAGCAGGAGGAGGAGAAAGAAGAGGAGAACCAAGAGGACGGCCCCCAGCAACCCGCCGGCCAAUCAUAUGCUGCCACUGUGGCUCUUCCUUCCACGCCUCCUUCCUCCACCACGCUCCUGGGCUACUCUGAAGACGGCGGAGCCCAGAGAGGGGAGGUCUUCCCUGAGCAUGAAUUUGCAGAGGGCCCAAUCUGUCUGGAUGACGAGAACGAAUUUCCUCCAGUUGGAAACCAGAGUAAUUAAUCCACCAACAUCCCCAUCAUGCUCCCGCACAAAAAAAAAAAAAAAAAGAUUUC